CGCCCACUUGUCGUGGGUCAUGCGGCCUCUUCUGUUUUGAUCAGAAAGCUCGGGCAACCAGAGCAGAGAUGACGGAAGACUGGAAGUCUGGGUAACUUUUUCAAGCUGAUAACCAGCUUGAGUUUACCUCAUUCGUACCAAAUAAGGCUGAUAUAGUCGGGGAAGCUGGCGGCUCUGUGUGGUGUUCGAUUCCGGCCGGAUGACAUGGACAUCUCGGCGGAGGGAGAGGCGGAAGAGCGCAGGAGGGAGCACUGGAAGCUGCUGUCCAGCCUGAAGACCACAGUGGAGGGGCUCGUAUCCACCAACAACCCCAAUGUGUGGUCACGUUAUGGCGGCCUGCAGCGGCUGCAUAAGGACAUGAACAACAUCCUGAGCCACGGACUGAAGAAUGAGCAGGUGUACUACAAGCAGAGAGACUACUGGCCCUUUGUGUGGUGUGUACGUUACAUCAGCCCCCAUCUCGCCUCACAUGUUGAACAGUUCAGUCACCUGGAGCCCGUUGUCAGCGGUGGGAUUAAGAGUGCCGGUGAAAGUUACAAAGCUGAGCGCUGGUUGCUUCACAGUUUACAGGUUCACAUGCUCUCAGCUCAGCUGCGACCGCUGCUCAGACAUCUGGGACACACACGCAAAUACUACAACGAUGACGCGUUUCUGCUGAGCGAGCCGCAUGUGACUGCCAUGUUUCAGUGUCUGGAGGCUGUGGAGCAGAAUAACCCCAAACUGCUGGCUCAAGUAGAUACUGUUGGGCUGUCCCCUCUGAAGGUCCCGCCAUGUCUGGGUCUGUUGAAAAGCCAGAGCUUGUGUGUCCUGCCAGGGGCUGGUGGGGCUUGGAGGAGUGCUGACUUGGCUCCCAGAGGAGAACCUCUAAAUCGCAGACUCACCACUUCCAACUGCUCCCUCCGAGAAGCAGCCACCACCACCACCAGCCACAACUCUGGGAACUCUACAGGAGCUGGAUCCCAAAACAGCUACAGCACAAACACUACCUCUACCCCAGCCAGCAGCCUGGGCGCUCCCUGGGGUGUGUCCAGACCGGGGGAGAGCGAGCGGGGUGUGACGCCCCCUCCUGUCCCUCUCUCAGUACCCUGCAUAUCCCUCACAGAAGCCCCCUCACCCACCUCUCUUCAGCCUGUGGGGGGGGACUCCUGUGAUGGCGACUAUGACGAUGGUCCAGAGUACCUGGCUAUUGGUAACUUGGGGCAACGUAGUCGCAGAGACUCUCGUAGCUCCACCCACAGCAGCGAGCAGGGAGAGACCCAGGACCAGUCCCUGCAGCGGGGCCCAUUGCUUCCUCCCCAGCCCAGACGCUCAUCCUUCUCAGAGGGCCAAAGGGGACCAGGCCGGGGGACCCGAGGACACGCACGCUCAUUUUCUGACACAGGGGUCAGUCAGAAACUCAGGAAUGAAUCAGCUGUGGAGGACUCUAUGAAGGACUACAGCCCCUUCACCCCUCAGGGCAGUGACGCCAGCACACCCAGCUCCCUCUACAUGGAGUCUCAUGGCUCCCAGUACAGCAGUGUUUCAGAUGGGAUGUUCAGGAAGCCAUCAGAGGGUCAGAGUCUCAUCAGCUACCUGUCAGAGCAGGACUUUGGCAGCUGUGCUGACCUUGAGAAGGAAAAUGCCCAUUUCAGCAUAUCAGAGUCUCUGAUUGCUGCUAUUGAGCUGAUGAAAUACAACCUGCGGCGCCAGGAGGAGGAGGGUGAGGAGGAGGGAGACAGUGACUCUGAGAUCCAGCAGCUCAAACAGAAGAUCCGUCUACGGAGGCAGCAGAUCCGACGCAGUCGCCUGCCGCCUUGUGCGACCUCCCAGCACAUUUUCCAUUCCACAGACAGCGGAGGUUCCAGGAGGAGCUCUCAGGACUCCUGUCAGGGCCUGUCGGACUCCGGCUCAGCUGAGGAGGUGGAGGAGUGUGAGCUACGAGAUGGCUGUGAGGGUCAGUCCCUGCUGGCAGUGUCGCAGAGCGGCCUCUCCCUGUCACUCGCCUCCCUCUUCUCAGAUGCAGACAUUAAGCGCAGCAUAAGCUCCAGCGGCAGGUCGUUCCUCAGCUCAGAGUCCAUUUCCCCAUCCUUCCUUCAGUCUAACUCAGCUGAAUCAGUAGCGAUGGGUUUACUCAGGCAGUUUGAGGGCAUGCAGCUUCCUGCAGCCUCAGAGCUUGACUGGCUGGUCCCAGAACAUGAUGCUCCACAGAAGCUGUUACCCAUCCCUGACUCUUUACCCAUCUCACCUGAUGAUGGAGAACAUGCAGACAUCUACAAGCUGAGGAUUCGUGUUCGAGGCAACCUAGAGUGGGCCCCACCCCGACCACAGAUCAUCUUCAACAUUCAUCCCGCCCCAAAGAGGAAGAUUGUUGUUUCAAAACAGAACUACCGCUGCGCUGGCUGUGGCACCCGCAUUGACCCUGAUUAUAUCAAACGACUGCGUUACUGUGAAUACCUCGGCCGUUAUUUCUGCCAGUGCUGCCAUGAGAACGCCCAGGCGGUGGUUCCUGGCAGAGUUCUGAGGAAGUGGGACUUCAGUAAGUACUAUGUCAGCAACUUUGCCCGGGAUCUGCUGAGCAAGAUUGCCGGAGACCCCUUGUUCAACCCCAAUGACAUCAACAGCGGCCUGUACAAGAAAAUCAAAGCUCUAGAGGCCGUCAGGGUUUUGAGGGUGCAGCUAUUUCACAUGAAAAACCUCUUCAAGACGUGCCGCUUUGCAAAAGAGGUUCUGGACCAGUUUGACACCCUUCCUGGUCACCUAACGGAGGACCUCCACCUCUUCUCCCUCAACGACCUCACUGCUGUACGUAAUGGAGACCUGGCUCCUCGAAUGAAAGAGCUGCUUAAACUUGGUACCAUACACGCAGCUGGCUGUGUGCUGUGCCAGGCCAAGGGCUUUGUAUGCGAGUUCUGCGGGAACGACAAAGACAUCAUUUUCCCCUUCCAGCUCAACAAGUGCCAGCGCUGCGAAGAGUGCCACGCGUGUUACCAUCGCAACUGCUUCCGGGUAGGUAAAGAAUGUCCUCGUUGUCAACGAUUGGCAGAGCGGAGGGAGAGGAUGGCACGCAGAAACAUGGAAGAACAAGAGGAUGAGGGAGGUGGGAACUCGUGAGGACCGGAGACAAAAGAUGACGAGCACAACGCGACUAUGAUUGUAGUGACAGACCACCUCUCUUUUUACGUUCCAGUCCUCUCAGACCUGGGUAACAAUAUUUGUCUCAAACAAAUAAUUUGAUCUACAAAGAUUGCCACAAGGGCACUUUUUUCUACAUCAGUUGUGUUAGUUUUACAUCAUCAGCUGCGUUAGGUUGAAGCAAAGCCCCUUUCACACCUGCACUUAACUGUCUGUGUGGGGAUCAUUUAGGCUUUGUAAUUUACUAAUCAAGAUUUUUACAGGAAACAUAACAUUAAAUAAUCUGUAUUUCUCUUUAAUUACACACUUAUCCUUAAUAUUGUAUUCAGAAAUCAUUCAUUCAUAUCACCUUUUUGAAAUAAUUUACAAUUUGAUAUUCUUACCGAACAGCAGUAUCAAAAAGUCUGUAGUAGACAAGUAAAUAUCUCUUUGUUUGUUUUCCAUUUUAGGCAACUUUUUGAGUGGCUCUCCCAAAAGAAAUCUGAGAGUGAAUGACAAAACUUGUCUGACUUAUCUGGAUAUUUGUUGCUUGCAAAAUCAGAAAAGGGUGUGAGAUCAUCCCAACAUCAUAGCACUUUGUCUUUGGUUGUUAAAACUACUAAAGCUCUGAUUGAAGUAGAUCAGAUAAUGAAGCGUGUGCACAGAUUUUUAAACCCAGGUUUGAUAUUCCUCCUUCCUACGAUUGCAGCUUCUGCUUCAACUCUGUUGAUUUUAAUGGCUACUGGCUUAGCUGACGUUUGUUUUUGUGACUUAUAAUGGCAGAAACUGUUUAAAAAGCAAAAAUUUAGUAAAAUUUUAUGAUGUGAGAGAUUUUCAAUGCAGACACUGUAUUUGAGUUUUAUUAUUAUUUGAAAAUAUUUGGUAAUCCUCUCUUGCUCCUGCCUGUUUUCAGUAUUUUUUACAUUGUUUUAGCCAUGCUGAUGUGCCUGUGGGACCAGUGAGCUUAGACUGGUAGAGCUAGCGGAGUAUCAUUGGAGAGUUUAAUUUAUAGAAGUACUGGACUCAGAGAGAGGGUGUUAAAGCAAGUGUUGCAGCUGUUUUUAAUGAAGCUGAAGAUGCUCCUUCUAUGUGCUGCUUUGAGUGAUUGGAUGUAUGAGUGUGUGGUUACUAGAAAAAGCUUUGUGAAUAAGAGUGUAUGCCUAUGUGUGCACAUGUCUACCUGCUGUACAAGCAGCCAUGCACAAAUGGUUUGCACCAGCCUAAUCAGCACUUGCCUGUUUUUCUAACAUUGUGAAUGGACGAAGAGAGAGAGAAGUCGAGUUGAUUGCACUGAUUUAUUCUGUUGUUGUUGGAGGGGCGAGUUUGGGACGUCACUUUGGAGAUUCUUUUGUGUUCAUAAAUCACAACAACAGUGAAAUGUUACCGUUUCGUCUAUGAAGAUCCUGUCACCUGGGUUGCACUGUAUUGUAAAGGGUUUCAGUCCACAACAAGAGAACCACAGUCUUAUAUUUAGAGAAAAUAAGUUUAUACAUCAUUGCUUGGACUGAAAUUCUUUUUUAAGUGGGUAUUCUUCUCCAACAUAUCUCAUAAUACAUCAAGAACAGUGGUUCCCAACCUUACUGACUUCUUUAAAGGAUUGAUUUGAUAGUUUGGAAAAUACUUAUGAUAAAUGAUUACCUUAACUUAGCGUAAAGGCUGGGAAAAGCAAGCCUGGCCCUUUACUGCCUCUACUGCAGUCACAAUACUUCACAAGUGUAUCCUGUGUGAUUUAUUAAAAAAACUGGCAUGUUUACUUCAUCACAGCACAAAGAAUCAUUGGAACAUAUUUCCUCAAAAAAUGUCAAACUAUUCCUUUAAAAGCAUUUACACAUGGCACUUAUUUCUUGUACCCUUUUUCUUUUAGGAGUUUUGUAAAAGCCAAUAGAUCUAUCACAUGAAUUAAAGGAAUACAGGACAAGUGCUUUUCCUUAACAUUUAGUCACUUUGUUUUUUGGUCUUGAAUUAUCAGGUGCUAAACUUAAAUUGAAUUUUGGGCCCUUUUAGCAGGGAACCACUUCACAUUUUAGAGACACCUCUGUUACUGCCUUCCUGUACUUUUUAAGAGCUCAACAAGGCUAAUUUUACUGCAAGGGCUUGGUGUCAGUUGUUUUAAGAGUGUCUCUGUCUUGAAUUAGAUUCUCGGUUAGAAUAUAUGAAGUGCACUCAUAGAUAAUAGCCUAAAGGAAUCAACCCACAGAUGUAUUCAAACUAACGUGAACUUUGCUCAUGACUGUAACAUUGACUUAAUAAUGGAUGAAGCUCCAGAGGACAUUAUAUCCAUUAGAGGCUAUGCUUUAUGUCAGUCUGUAAUGCGAUGCAACUAAAGCAAUAAAUAUCACAUUCAUCUCCUUGAGUCCUGGCAAAGUUACAAACUGCACCCAUAAGGCGGCUCUUAAACGAAACGCUGAAGUUUUGUAGCUCCUGAACAAAGUGACGCUCAUCGCCUCAUCCGCUCAGCAGAGUGUUUGUCCUUAGACUGCCUUUAACAUGGAGGCGUGUGGAGAUUUAAAGUGCACUAAAGUGUCUGUUAUUAAAAGUUUUAAUUUCCUUUAUUUUGAUUAUUAUUAUAAUUUGUAUGAAUUUGCCUUUGUUCUGUGAUUAUGUUGACAAUAAAAGACUGGCUAGACUGUU
Messenger RNA from Cheilinus undulatus (humphead wrasse), 5721 nucleotides. It is a transcript of the gene rubcn, whose product is annotated as rubicon autophagy regulator. Bases 205 to 3090 code for a protein of 961 amino acids. The transcript is spliced from 21 exons. Gene Ontology annotation, biological process: negative regulation of autophagosome maturation; negative regulation of endocytosis. The record is from RefSeq and is a predicted model, not a curated record. Lineage: Eukaryota; Metazoa; Chordata; Actinopteri; Labriformes; Labridae. Gene Ontology annotation, cellular component: late endosome; early endosome. Gene Ontology annotation, molecular function: phosphatidylinositol phosphate binding.